Echinops telfairi (small Madagascar hedgehog) is the source of this 3950-nucleotide messenger RNA. RefSeq names its product UTP25 small subunit processor component (gene UTP25). Gene Ontology annotation, biological process: maturation of SSU-rRNA from tricistronic rRNA transcript (SSU-rRNA, 5.8S rRNA, LSU-rRNA). The transcript has 12 exons. The coding region runs from base 82 to 2358 and encodes 758 amino acids. Gene Ontology annotation, cellular component: small-subunit processome; nucleolus. Lineage: Eukaryota; Metazoa; Chordata; Mammalia; Afrosoricida; Tenrecidae. Gene Ontology annotation, molecular function: U3 snoRNA binding; rRNA binding. The record is from RefSeq and is a predicted model, not a curated record.
GUCCACAUGGGUCUGUUGGCGGAGCAUCUUUCUUGUUAAAAACCCUAGAUUUGGAGGUACACAGAACUUGACACUUUUGCUAUGGGCAAGCGCGGGACCCGGAGCCAGAGCCAGCUGCUUAACACACUGACGAAAAAGCAGAAGAAGCACCUUCGGGAUUUCGGCGAGGAGCAUCCCUUCUACGACAGGGUUUCGAGAAAGGAAGUAAAACCACAGAUCUGUCACUUGCCAGAGAGUUCGGAUACUUCAAAUUCGGAAAGUGAAGCAGAGAGUGAACCAGAACAAGUUUCUGGGUACCGUAAACUGCUUGCUACCUUAAAGAAUGUCUCUGAGGAGGAAGAGGAAGAAGAGGAGGAGGACGAGGAGGAGGAGGAAGAAACUGGACAUGAAGAGUCAGAAAUGAGCGAUGAAGGCGAUGAUGGUGACACCAGUGUGGAAGAAGAGGUAGCGGCAGUGUCUGCUGAACUUGAGGAAAAUAAAGCCUUAUCUACUGAUGCUGAAGAAAAAGCGGGGGAAGGGCCAUCUGACUCAUCCAAACAAGAAUCCCCAGAGGAGUUCACAGAUGCAAAACACGAGUCACGGUUCAGCCUGGAAACCAAUUUUCUGGAGGAAGAAAGUGGAGGCAACUGUCCUCUGAAAGCAUCACAAGAUCCAUUUUUCCAGCACGUGAGCAGAGAACUGAAAGAGAAGGAAAUCCAGGCUGUUGCCACAAAUCCCAAAACUUCCCAACAACUGAAAUGGCCCACCCUAGGCCAGGUUGUCUUUUCAUCCAAGUUUCAGAAGUUGGAAACAUUUAAGCCCCCAAAGGACAUUGACUUAAAAUCACUUCAUCUCCAGAAGCCUCUAGAAUCCACCUGGACCAAGACCAAUAGCCCGUUCCUAUCUGGAGUCCCCAAAUCAAGUAGUCCUUUCACUCCCCUCCAGAAAGAGCUUUUCCUGAUUAUGAAUUCUUACCGGGACCUGUUCUACCCAGAGAGGACUGCCUUGAGGAACGGUGAAGAGAUCCGCCAUGUGUACUGCCUGCACGCCAUCAAUCACAUCCUCAAAGCCAACGGCCGGGUACUGGGCAACAAUAGCAGGCGCCGAAGCCAGAAAUUCGGAGUGGGUGAUGAUGAUGACUUCAGGGACCAAGGACUCACAAGGCCCAAGGUGCUGGUAGUGGUGCCUUUCCGGGAAGCUGCACUGCGGGUGGUACAGCUCUUCAUCAGCCUCCUAGAGGGCGACAGCAAGAAGAAAAUCAUCGUGAGCAACAAAAAGAGGUUUAAGGGAGAGUAUGGCUCCGAUCCCGAGGACAGACCACCCAACCUGAAGAGGCCAGAGGACUACGAAGCUGUGUUUGUUGGCAACAUCGACGACCACUUCAGGAUCGGAGUUGCAAUACUUCAGAGAAGCAUCCGGCUCUAUGCCCCGUUUUAUUCCUCGGACAUCCUCAUUGCCUCCCCUCUGGGCUUGAGGACCAUCAUUGGUGGAGAAGGAGAGAAGAAGAGAGAUUUUGACUUUCUGUCGUCUAUUGAGCUGCUCAUCAUUGAUCAAGUUGAUAUUUACCUGAUGCAGAACUGGGAGCAUGUCCUGCACUUGAUGAAUCACAUGAACCUCCUGCCCCUGGACUCACAUGGAGUGGACUUCUCCCGAGUUCGGAUGUGGAGCCUCAAUAACUGGUCCAAGUACUAUCGCCAGACAUUGCUGUUUGGGGCUCUGCAGGAUGCCCAGAUCAACUCUGUGUUCAACAAGCACUGUUUGAAUUUGCAAGGCCAGGUGGCCGUGAGGCACAUCCCGAUGACCGGCUCCAUCAGCCACGUGCUGGUGCAGCUCCCACAUGUCUUCCAAAGGAUGGAAGUGGAAAACCUCGCUUCAGUGAUUAAUGCCAGGUUUAAUUUUUUCGUGAACAAGAUUCUGCCUCAGUAUCGUGAUGCAGUCAUGUCUCACACACUCAUCUAUGUCCCCUCCUACUUUGACUUUGUGCGUCUCCGAAAUUACUUCACGAAGGAAGAGCUGAACUUCACCCACAUCUGCGAGUACACGAAGAAGUCUGCGGUCUCCAGGGCCAGGCACUUCUUCCUGCAAGGAGCGCGGCAGUUUCUGCUGCUCACAGAGCGGUUCCAUUUCUACAAGAGGUAUACAAUAAAAGGCAUUAGGAACCUGAUUUUCUAUGAACUGCCGACGUAUCCCCACUUCUACAGUGAGGUCUGUAACAUGCUGAAGGCCGCCAGCAGAGGAGAGGAAGCCACGUGGACCUGUACUGUUCUCUACUCCAAGUACGAUGCCCAGAGGCUCGCAGCUGUGGUUGGCGUGGAGCGGGCAGCGCAGAUGCUACAGUCCAAGAAGAAUGUCCACCUCUUUAUUACUGGAGAAAAAUGAAGCAGGACAUGGCAUCUGUUAAGAUGCUCAUCUAUAAUGCUCAAUUGUGUGCCAUUUGGACCCUCACCCAAUCCUGAUGAGUCAUACAGGAGAGGGAUUGAUGUAAGAAAAGGUCGUCAGACAGCAUCAGGGUUACCUGAUAGAUUACUUCUCCUCAGGCCUUGUGUUCCUGAGGAGUUAAACGUAAACCGAUUUUGGUACGUCACGGCUGUCGGAGUUCAGAAAGGACUAGAAGGACUCUGAAGUUAGCAGGAGAAACCUCUAUGUGUGAUUCAUUCCGUGCGCCAUAAAUUAUUUUAUCAUGAUUUGACCUCUCUGACACGUCUUUAAAAUACAGCACAUACGUCAUUGCUUUUAAGAACUGGCUUUGAAAAGUUGGAAUACAACUACCUUAAUAGUGGCUUAAUUUGGGAUCAAAUUUGCAAAAUUGUUUUCCCCCAGUCAAGCUUUUUUUUAACUGACAAAAUUCUAGUAUCAUGUAACCUUUGAAAUUACUCACUUUUUUUUUAAUCUACUCACUAAUUAGCAGUAAUAUUAAUUAUAGCAUUAUUAAGUAUUUUGGUUUGGUUUAAAAUGCAUGCUUAUAAUCAUGUUGGUUAUAGGCUAAAAUAAUUUUGUUCAAAAUUAUUACAUCCAUCUUAAACAAUGUUUUCAUCUCAGCCGUGUUUUGUUUUUUUUCUUCAGUCAUGUAACAGUUCAAAGUGAAGAAGAGAUUGUUUUAAAUGUAGCUCUUUCAAACACAUUUUUAUUUGGAAACAUUUGCAGACGUACUAAAAAGUUACAAGUACAGAAGAAAGACCUGUAUUCUUUAUGAACAACUGGAGGGCAAAUUGCCAGCCUGAUGGGCUUAUCACCUUCAGGUGCUUUAGUGAAUAUUUUCUAUAAACAAGAACGUUCUCCCGUGUCACCCCAAUGCAACCAUCAAAAUCAGGACUUUCCCAUUGAUACCUUUUUGCCACCGUAAUCCUUGGAGGCUAUCCCAGUUCUGCCAAAUGCCCCCAGAUAACAGAAGGAAGCAGGUCACGAUGUCUCUUAGUAGCCUCUACUGCAGACUGGUCACCCCAGUUUUCACCAGCUUUGAUGGCCUUUGAAAAUCACAGGUCGGUUAUUUUGCCGGCUGUUGUUUCCCCUGGUGGUUAGAUUCAGGUUAUGCCAUGCUGGGCAGGAAACUCACCAAAGCGAUGCAGUGUCCAUGGUGCAUCCCUCCAGCUGCCAUGACUGUAGCCACCCAUGGCUGAUAGAUACUGCUGGCUCGAGUACCUGCUUACAACGGUAUUGCACUUCUUUUGAUUAUAUCUGUACGAAGCACACCAGUUUCCCUUUUGAUUGAAUGGGUUAAGACCCAUGACUACCAUUAUCUCAUCAGAUGCCUAAAUGAUCUUAAAUAUGGCCGCUGGGAGCAUCUUCAAGCUGGCUCCUGUAUCUUUUUUCUUUUCUUUUAAUGGUGCAAAUGUAUAUGACAGACAUGCCACUCCACAGUUUCUACAGCUACAAUUCAGUGGCCUUGAUGCUAUUCUUCAAGUUGUGCAACCGUUCUUGCUCUCCUUUUGUGAAUGAUCCCAUUGCUGUGAACAUAAACUCAGUGUCCUGUG